AUGCAGGUGUCGGACGAGGACGAGCCGGUCGUCGGCUCGCCGUCCGGAAAAGGUCGUGAAUCUGCCGAUGCCCUGCUGGCGGACCACCUCGGCGUUGCUGCCUGGGAGCCGUAUCUGCCCGAGCUGCUUGAUGGCGACGAGGCGCACGAGGCGCUGCUGCUCAUUGCUCUGACUCCGCAGUGGUGUUCGGCCCUGCCGUCGCUCCCGCCGCUUCUGGACGCGCUGCCGCGCCCCCGAUCCCUCCAUCUGGCUGCCUACGACCUGCUCGUUCGACUAUCCGCUAGCCGCGCCGGUGGAGACAAGGCCGCCGAGCUGCGGCACGAUCUUGACUCGCUUCUCUCGCUGUUGCGGUCCGCAAUGCUGCUGGACAAGGCGUGCUCGCCGUACUCGGCGCUCGCGGUGCUGGCUGCGGUCUACGCCGCCGCGUCAUCCCAGGCUAGAGCCGGACGCGAUGCAGAUGCUCUGGAGAUACUCGACAGCUGGGCAGCAUUGCGCAUUGCGGCGCUACGUGCUGUGCCAGAUCCGAACCAGGCAAGUCUCGAGUGGACUGUCGCUGUCGUUCUCGAGCGUGCUGGACUUGGGGCAUGGACCGGCCACUGUGAGCUCCAUACCGACGAUGCCGCGCUUGUGCUUGCUGCGCAGGCGCUUGCGCUGCUCGGUCACCUACGCCGUGACACGGCACUCCUCGCUGCACUCCAUAGCAACGUCUCCUCGUUGAGUGCGUCGGUGGAUGCGCUGCAGCCGGUCGCCGCCCGCGUCGCCGCGAUGGCGCGCCAGCGGCCGACGGCUGGUGUGCUCAUCACCCCGCAGGCCUGGCUCGCCGAAGGUCGCGCUGCGCUCGCUCGCCAUGAGUGGGACGCUGCGCUCGGUGCGUACCUUCGUGCCGUCGACAGCCCUGGCACCGAUGCGCAGGCGAUGGUCGAGGCCUACGCCAACGCGUCGGCAGCCGCGCUGAGGGUCGAUAGGCCGCACACCGCGCUCCAUGCAGCCCAGCGCGCACUGAGCAUGCUUGAGGCUGCAGAUUGCCACAACUCUAUUCUCCUUGCUCCAGUGCUUGUCCACAACAUCCUUUGUAUCCUCGCCCGCCUCCCGCGCACUUUGCGUAAGGCCACGCUCCUGGCGCCCGCACUUCAGACUCUCGCUGCUGCAGCGCAAAAGGCCGCGGCUGCUGAUCCGGCUCUUGCCCAUGUGGUCGGUUUCUACGCAGCACUCGCGGUCGAGGCCCGUGCUCUCGCUUCGCCCAGUGGCGCCGCCGACGCCAACAGCGAUGGCGGCGGUCACUUGGGCAGCGAGUGGCGCACGAAUGCGCUCGUCAUCCGCCCGUUGAGCGAGGCAUGGCUCCCUCGACGCGCGCCCCGUUCUGCUCCUGCCCAAAUGGCGGAAGCGUGGGCGCGAGGCGAUGCGCGAUCCACGGUUGCCGCGGCGCUGCAAGUGCUGCAGGAAGCGCCGGCGCCCGGGCGGGGACCGCGGCCGGAUGCCCCCAUCGCUGCCGCCACCAACUGGGCCGCCGCCCUUGCUCACAAUCACCUCGGCCUCGUGGCUUGGGGAGGGGGCGAAGUGUCGCUUGCUCGGCGGCAUUUCACGCUCGCACGACGUGCGGCUCCAUGGCAUCUGCCAUCGCUGUACAACGCCACCGCCGUCGCAGCCGGUAGUCUCGAACCGAGCCUGGCGGCGAGCUGGCGGCGGAUGGCCGAGACCAACGUACCCCGCGAGGGUAUACCUGGCGUCGACAUUCUCGCGGAGAGGGUGGCAGGUCUUGACCAUGCUGAGAGUACCGUGGCUCCGGCAGAUCCGCUUCCGCCGGCGCCAAUGCGGCGUUUGCGUUCACCGGUAGUGGUGAGAUCGUCGCCGACUCCCCCGCCAACGCCAGCGGCGCCAACUCCGCCGCCGCGCCUUCCGCUCUCGCCGCGCAUUCUGCCGUCCCCGCGCACAACAGCCGUCGAGAUUGCAAGCACCGCUGCACGGAUCAGCUCACAGCUGGAGCUCGCCGAGGAGCGCGACCUGCUAAGCUCGCCGCUGCCGCCGACGCCGUCGCCGCUCCGGGCUAGGGCGCGGUCGCGGGCAACACCUGCUCCGACAACAACAGCUCCGCGGCGGAGCCACUCGGAGCUCUUUGCCGACCUUUCGCCGUCAGUCUUCACCUCGCCGCCGCCCAUCGUCAUCAACCUCGAUCCCGAGUCUGACGUCGAUCCGCCAGCGCCUCUCGCGCCGGCCGGAGCCACCGCCUCGGACUCAGACUCGGACGACGCGCCGCUCACCCGACUUUGUCGGCAGCUGUAG
Messenger RNA from Thecamonas trahens ATCC 50062, 2280 nucleotides. RefSeq lists its product as uncharacterized. The coding region runs from base 1 to 2280 and encodes 759 amino acids. The transcript is spliced from 2 exons. The record is from RefSeq and is a predicted model, not a curated record. Gene Ontology annotation, molecular function: protein binding. NCBI's taxonomy places the organism in Eukaryota, Apusomonadida, Apusomonadidae.